Molecule: messenger RNA, 2274 nt
Organism: Panicum virgatum (switchgrass)
Lineage: Eukaryota; Viridiplantae; Streptophyta; Magnoliopsida; Poales; Poaceae
Product: L-type lectin-domain containing receptor kinase SIT2-like
Exons: 1
Coding region: 106-2130 (674 amino acids)
Biological process (GO): protein phosphorylation
Cellular component (GO): plasma membrane
Molecular function (GO): carbohydrate binding; ATP binding; protein kinase activity
Source: RefSeq, a predicted model, not a curated record
GGACGUCAGAAAAAAAAAGUCAAGCCCAUGAUGCUCUAGGGGUUGCAUCGUAGGCUCAAGAUAUUUGUCUCCUCCGAUCCUCACGCCACAAAUAAUUAACACACCAUGAAGAUGGCGAAGCACACGGUCUUCCUCUUCCAGCUGAUCAUCAGUCUUAGCGUCGCGGUCGCCAGCGGCGGCGAUGAUGCCCGGUUCGCCUACCCGGGCUUCGCCGGCGCUAACCUCACCCUCGACGGCAACGCCACCGUCACGCCGGACGGGCUGCUGGUGCUCACCAGCCGCAAGACCAACCUCAAGGGCCACGCGUUCCACCCGGCCCCGCUGCCGUUCCGCGCGCCGUCGGGCAAGGCGCGCUCCUUCGCGGCCUCCUUCGUGUUCGCCAUCGUCUCCGACUACACCGACUUCAGCGCCCACGGCAUGGCCUUCGUCGUGGCCCCGAGCACGGGCUUCGCCGCCGCCGCGCUGCCGGCCGGGUACCUGGCCCUCCUCAACGUCCAGAACAACGGCAACGCGAGCAACCACCUCUUCGCCGUCGAGCUCGACACCACCCAGAACACCGACUUCCAGGACAUCAACUCCAACCACGUCGGCAUCGACGUCAACGACCUGCACUCGGUGCAAUCCUACCCUACAGGCUACUACGACGCCGGCGUCUUCAGGAACCUGUCCCUCUUCAGCCGGGAGCCGAUGCAGGUGUGGGUGGAGUACGACGGCGACACCGGCCGGAUCGAUGUGACCUUGGCACCCGCCGGAGUGGCCAAGCCGGCGAGGCCGCUGGUCUCGGCCACCUACGACCUCUCGCCGGUGCUCACGGAGGAAUCAUACGUCGGCUUCGCAUCGGCGACCGGUGGGAUCAACUCAAGACACUACGUGCUCGGCUGGAGCUUCGCCCUGGAUGGUGGCCCUGCUCCAGCCAUUGACAUCACCAAGCUGCCUAAGCUACCUCGUUUUGGGCCCAAGCCUCGUUCAAAGCUCCUGGAGAUCCUCCUGCCAAUAGCCACCGCAGCGGUUGUCAUCACUACCGCCACCGUCGCAGCUCUUCUCGUGCUGAGAAAGCUGAGGUACGCCGAGCUGCUUGAAGAGUGGGAGCUCGAGUUCGGCCCGCACCGGUUCGCGUUCAGGGAUCUGUACCAUGCAACUGACGGGUUCAAGACCAAGCAUCUGCUUGGUGCUGGAGGAUUCGGGAAGGUGUACAGAGGAGUUCUUGCCAAGUCUAAGAUGGAGGUAGCUGUGAAGAGGAUUUCUCACGAGUCAAGGCAAGGGAUGAGGGAGUUCAUCGCUGAGGUUGUCAGCAUCGGCCGCCUUCGGCAUCGUAACCUGGUACAACUACUUGGCUAUUGUAGAAGAAAAGGGGAGCUCCUUCUGGUCUACGAGUACAUGCCGAAUGGCAGCCUGGAUAAGUAUCUCUACUGUGAAGAGAACAAGCCGAUGCUUGGUUGGCCUCAAAGAUUCAGUAUCAUCAAAGGUGUAGCGUCCGGCUUGCUCUACAUCCACGACAAGUGGGAGAAGGUUGUGAUUCACCGGGAUAUCAAGGCGAGCAACGUGCUCCUGGACAGCGAGAUGAACGGGCGCCUUGGUGACUUUGGGCUUGCGAGGCUGUACGACCAUGGCACCGACCCACAAACCACACACGUCGUCGGCACCAUGGGCUACUUAGCUCCCGAGCUAGUACGCACCGGUAAGGCAUCCAAGCUCACGGAUGUGUUCGCGUUCGGUGCUUUCCUUCUUGAGAUGGUUUGUGGGCGAAGGCCGGUGAACGCUGACGCUCAGGACAAGCAAGAAAUGCUAGUGGACUGGGUUCUUGAGCACUUGCACAAAGGAUCUCUCACCGAGACAGUGGACGCAAGGUUGCGAGGUCAGUACAAUGUUGAUGAGGCAUGCCUAGUGCUCAAGCUAGGGUUGCUGUGCUCCCACCCUUACACGAACGUAAGGCCACACCUGCAGCAAGUCAAGCAGUACCUCGACGGAGCGACACCGCUGCCGGAUCUGCAGGCCACCACGAAUGUUGAUGUGAGCUUUAGUACGAUGGCUCUGAUGCAGAACAAUGAAGGGUUCGAUUCGUAUGUCAUGUCCUUUCCAUCAUCAGCCGGAAGCGUUGACACUAUGUCCUCCAUCGCAGGUGGAAGAUGAAAUAUGGAUUGAGAGUACUGUGGACUUCCAUAUAUUACGUUGAGAUCAUACUGCUUGCAGAAAUUCAGUUAGCUAUGUAAAAUAUCAUGUAACAGAACAUGAAAAAAGGUGAAGUGAUUAAUAGUACUAUUUUGGAGUCAUGUC